Molecule: messenger RNA, 2574 nt
Organism: Leucoraja erinaceus (little skate)
Lineage: Eukaryota; Metazoa; Chordata; Chondrichthyes; Rajiformes; Rajidae
Gene: c1ql3a
Product: complement component 1, q subcomponent-like 3a
Exons: 2
Coding region: 540-1304 (254 amino acids)
Molecular function (GO): protein binding
Source: RefSeq, a predicted model, not a curated record
GUCCAACAGGUUGUCCAAGCCCUACGUUCAACACACGUUGGUUUGGCUGCUGCUGGGAGGUGAUCAUCUGGAGUGGCACAUCUGAGGAGAGGAGUCGGUCGCCACUUAAUUGGAUUAGGAGUGAGGAAUGUUUUGUGUGUGCAUGUGUGCAUCUGCGUGCGCUUCGAGAUGAUUUGCUCUUCUGCUCACACGUGAAUACAGGAUCGGGACAGGUGGAAAUUGGCUGGAGGCGUGAGAAGAAGAUUCUUUCGGUCCGUGCCCGCGUUUAAAUUCCAGACACCGUCCAAAGGCGGUCACACUUUACAGCUCAAGAGCAGCAUUGAACACACCCGGGCAGCCGGCUCCUCUCAGAACUGGCGAAGUCGGGGUCAAGUGAAGCUGUGGCCGAAAUUGCUCAGCCAAGUGUCCCCUAUUUUCUACCUGGUCGUGGUCUCCAUACAACCAUCACCAUUUCUUCCAAAAGCAGACAGGACGAUCGCCCCCCUCUCACGCGGGUCGUCCGUAAGAAGCGACUGAUCGCCGCGGCGGUGGGAGUCGUCAUGGUCCUUCUGCUGGUCAUCUUGAUCCCGGUGCUGGUGAACUCGGCCGGUACCUCCGCCCACUACGAGAUGCUGGGCACCUGCAGGAUGGUCUGCGACCCUUACGAUACGAAAGCCACCACGGCGGCUGCAGAAACCGUGCGGGAUCACAGCAUGAUGCCUUUGCCCACUUUCAUCCAAGGACCCAAAGGGGACGCGGGGAGAUCGGGUAAAGCCGGGCCGAGAGGUCCGCCCGGUGAACCGGGGCCGCCGGGCUCAAUCGGGCCGCCGGGAGGGAAGGGUGAGCCGGGCAGGCCGGGGCAUCCAGGCUUACCGGGACCUCCCGGGCCAAAUGCCGGAGCCAUUAGCGCUGCCACCUACAGCACAGUGCCGAAGAUUGCCUUCUACGCUGGCCUCAAGCGGCCACACGAAGGUUAUGAGAUCCUCAAAUUCGACGACGUGGUCACCAAUCUGGGGAACCACUACGACCCAACCACCGGCAAGUUCACCUGCUCCAUCCCGGGGAUUUACUUCUUCACUUAUCAUGUUUUGAUGAGAGGCGGGGAUGGCACCAGCAUGUGGGCAGACCUGUGUAAAAAUGGCCAGGUUCGGGCCAGUGCUAUUGCUCAGGACGCCGACCAGAAUUACGACUAUGCCAGUAACAGCGUGGUGCUCCACUUGGAUGCAGGGGAUGAAGUUUACAUUAAACUAGACGGCGGCAAGGCCCACGGCGGCAACAAUAACAAGUACAGCACCUUCUCUGGAUUUAUAGUCUACGCUGACUGAGAGGAGGGGGGGGGGGAGCAAGUAAGCAACCAAAUCGAAUCAGCUCCUGCGGGAACGACUUGAAGGCGGGAUUCCCACGGCCUAGAAAGAUCCACAUAACCAAAUGGACGGUCUCCAAACGUGCACGGUACUUUUGGAUACAACCAGGCAUUUUUUUGUUGAAAGAAAAGCAAUUUGAAACACACUUGCACACCGCGAAAAAAAACCCAAACCCAUCCCCAUUUAAAUAGACUCAGUUUGGGUUAUUCUGAUUAUUCCACCCACAGCAACUUCUCAAUGUUAGCAUUUGCAUUUGUGAGAGGAAGUCAGUCCACUUCUGAGCAGAGGGGUCAAUUUCUCUUAAAAAAUAAAAUCCUCAAGGUCACGUGGGAGGGAAAGCAGGAUGUCAAGUGUUCCCAAUCCUCUGAUGCUUUGAUGUAUUUGAACUUACAGCUUUAUCCAUUGGUUGUCGCAACUAACCAUUUCUGCUUGGAUUCCACUUUACUCGCUGUGGUGAGCAAAGAUUUUCUGACGAUGAUUAUAAUUGCAAUGUUAAAUGAGUAUGCUGCUGUCUUUAAUAAGGUCAGUGUUUGCCUUCUAUUGGAGUCAAUCUUUCAUUUAACAAUUCCACUUUAAUAUAAAAGAAUACUGUGCGUGCAAUAGAUAAUGUGCAGCUUUCUGAUCGCUGUGGCAUGAAUUUCAAAUUCGAUAUAUAUGUAUAUGCAAUAAGAUGCAAUAGAUUUUAUAAAAUAAAUCUUUUAAUCAUAUAAGGGUAAGGUAUUCAAUAUUUUCAUGCAGCGCAAAAUAAUCAUUUGGAGGACAAUUAUUUUAAUAUAACAUAGAUUUUAUUACUUACAUUUUGAUUGUCGGUUAAUAUUUCAUACAUAAGACCGCUUGAUUAAACUGUACCGCUUUGACCGCCCAAGCUUGUAACACUCUUACAUUAGAUACUAUCUACUUCCCUGAUGAAUAAUUGCACUGCUCAUACAGCUGUCGAUCGAGUGCGAUGAACAAUCGUGUGUGGUUAGGAUUGAGUUAAAACGUGCUUGCAGCAUUCCGCCUCAAUAUUACAUUCGGAAAAUGUAAGGCAUUUUACACUUAAAUUCUUCCACAAAUUUAAUUGUUUUCUUUAGCCUAAGAAUUGGACUCUUUUUGAAAUCUGGUGUAAGACAGGCGUUUCCUUUUACCCACGCUUUAAUUUUAUGUGCUUUAUUCCAAUUCCUCCAUUACUGCCUUGGACCCAGAUUACUGUUAUAAAAUAUUGCUGUUCAUUAAAAGAGGAUGCAAUACC